Vicia villosa (hairy vetch) is the source of this 2259-nucleotide messenger RNA. Its product is annotated as tubby-like F-box protein 3. Lineage: Eukaryota; Viridiplantae; Streptophyta; Magnoliopsida; Fabales; Fabaceae. The record is from RefSeq and is a predicted model, not a curated record. The transcript is spliced from 6 exons. Gene Ontology annotation, molecular function: protein binding. The coding region runs from base 298 to 1476 and encodes 392 amino acids.
GUGCUCUCCACCACCUUGAAACACCACCUACCUUCCUUUACCUUCUUGUCUCUUUGCGUCUCUCUCUCUCUCUCUCUGUGUGUGACUCUGACUUCUUCUUCUUUUUCUUAUCUCUCUCUCUCUCUUACACUCUUCUUCAUACAUUCUCCUUUUCCUCUCCCACCAAAAACAUCAAACUCAAUUCUCCUUUUAUCAUAACAAUCUCACCUUUCCCUUUUCAACCCUCACUCAACCCAUCUUUCUCUCUCAUAACCCUCUUUUCAAAGUUCAAUUUUUUCACCAUUUCGUGAUCUGGGUAUGGCCAUAAUCAGGAACAUAAUAGAAGACAUGAGAUCGAGAUCUCAAAGGGUAGUUGUAGUUGAGAAAGAAGAGAAAGUUCUUGUUGGCGACGGUUUAAGACAGAGUUGUUGGGCUAACAUGCCACAGGAGCUUCUCCGUGAAGUUCUCCUCAGAAUUGAAGCGUCCGAGGAUACAUGGCCGCCGAGGAAGAACGUUGUUGCUUGUGCCGGAGUUUGUCGGAAUUGGAGAGUUAUCACUAAAGAAAUUGUUAAAAAACCUGAACUUUCUGCUAAGAUAACUUUCCCCAUUUCUGUUAAACAGCCUGGUCAAAGAGAGAAUCUCCUUCAAUGCUUUAUAAAGCGCAACCGAUCCACUCAAACAUAUUAUUUGUUUCUCAGUUUAACUAGUUCGUUAGGUGAUGACGGAAAGUUCCUUCUGGCUGCUCGCAAAAGCAGACGUCCUACCUGCACAGAUUAUAUCAUCUCUCUAGAUGCAGAUGAUAUGUCAAGGGGAAGCAAUACCUAUGUUGGGAAACUGAGAUCAAAUUUCCUCGGAACAAAGUUCACAAUCUAUGACGGCCAGCCACCUCAUACAGGAGCUAGGUUUACUAAAAGUCGUUCUACUAGGUUGGUGAAUCUAAAGCAGGUUUCGCCCAAGGUCCCAACCGGCAACUAUCCCGUGGCUCACAUCUCGUAUGAAUUGAAUGUCCUUGGCUCGAGGGGGCCUAGGAGAAUGCAUUGUGUCAUGGAUUCCAUACCAUCCUCUUCGAUCGAACCAGGAGGAGUAGCUCCUACACAAACCGAGUUUUCUCUAAACAACAUAGAAAUGUUUCCCCUGUUUCCUUUUUUCCGAUCAAAAUCAAAUCGUGUGAUGGAGAACUCUCUAUCCGGACCCCUAGUCGGUAAUCAAAAAGACGGUUUACUUGUGUUGAAAAACAAGGCUCCGAGGUGGCACGAGCAGCUGCAGUGUUGGUGCUUAAACUUUCACGGACGCGUGACAGUUGCCUCGGUUAAAAACUUUCAGCUGGUGGCUUCUGCAGAAAACGGAACUGCUGGACCAGAACACGAUAGGAUUAUUCUUCAAUUUGGAAAAGUUGGGAAGGAUUUGUUUACAAUGGAUUAUCGAUACCCUAUCUCGGCAUUUCAAGCAUUCGCAAUCUGCCUCAGCAGCUUCGAUACCAAGAUUGCUUGUGAAUGACAUCUUUAAACAGAUUAUAUGACAAUCUGGGAAAUAUGUUUGAAUGUGACUUAGUGGGAAGCAAUAUGAUGAAAAGUGUUUAUGAAGGUGAUUGGAUGAUGAAUGGUGUUCAACUGAAAAUGUAUAAAGACGAUGCUGCACAUAUGAGUUUUCAGUUAGUUUCUGGAAUCACCAUGAAAAAAUUGAAUGUUACUUGUCCUCAUUUAUAUGUAUAUUAUUAUUAUUGUUCCCCUUGUGUUGUAGAUAAAUUCUUUCUCACUCAUUUUUUUUCUUCUUUCUUUUCUUUAACAAUUUGCUUUUCAUUUUUAUGCAAUAUAUAGUGGUUGAGUCUUCUUUCAAAGCAGCAACAUAUUGGUUUCUUUGUGCAGGCCGUCUAAAUUUUUUGCAGGAGGUUUUGUGUAAGUUAGGUUUAAUUCAACUGUUGCAAAUCGACCCUAUUUGGCCACGAUGUUACCGUGACAAUAUUUUAUGAGACAUUUUUUACUCAUGUUUUAGGUGUGACAAUUUUUUUAUUAUGUGCGGUAGUCUUUAUUACAAGUUUUAAGGUUUUAAGAUUCUGCUUUUAUCUAUUAUCUAAUCAAGUUUGUGUUCCAAUUCAUUUACCACCUUGAGUGGACAUGAAAAAUAAGGGAAUUUUUUUACCUUACCCAUUGGGGGUUCUUAUGCACCAUGUACGCUUCCAAAAAUAUCUGUUUUCGAAGAUGUAUUUUUAGAUGCAUUUUUUUUUACCGGAAUAGCGUAUUUUCGUAGAUGCAGUUUUGGAAAAAACCAAAUUUUGGGGGA